Biomphalaria glabrata is the source of this 15458-nucleotide messenger RNA. Its product is annotated as dynein axonemal heavy chain 10-like. The record is from RefSeq and is a predicted model, not a curated record. Bases 297 to 14348 code for a protein of 4683 amino acids. Gene Ontology annotation, cellular component: dynein complex. Gene Ontology annotation, biological process: microtubule-based movement. Lineage: Eukaryota; Metazoa; Mollusca; Gastropoda; Planorbidae. The transcript is spliced from 93 exons. Gene Ontology annotation, molecular function: dynein intermediate chain binding; ATP hydrolysis activity; dynein light intermediate chain binding.
AUGUGUGCGUUGUUCUAAUGUCAACAUCAAUCAAACAAUGUUUACAGUCACUAUAAGUUUUAAUCACUAAUACUUAUGUCAAUAUAGUGUUUGGACCACGCCAUCUAUGUGGAUCGAAUGAUUCAUACUCAAGACUAGAUGUAAUUGAGAUAGAAUAUCUAGAUCUAGUAUAGAUUCUUCAGCGUUUUUAGUUUCCAUUUUGAUUCUAAACACCAAAACUGAAACUCCAAAUAUUUUGACGUGAAAGAGCAGGAGCCAAGGCCUUGGGCCGCAUCGGCCCUGUCACAGCCCACAAGAUGGACGACGUCCGCUUUGAGUGGAUCCGUGACAGGGUUUACGACGGGCUAAACCUUCUGAACCCUGCCAUCUUUGAGGUGUUCCUGGAAACCUAUGAGAGCCAGCUGUCCAUGUUCCUGAACAAGGGCCCAGAGAAACACGACAACCCGGUCAGCAUUCUCUUCUACAAGGAGAAAAUAUUUAUACCAAAAGUUGUGCAACAAGGUACGCUUGGCAGUGUGCCCAGCUUUGCUCUAUCUGAUGACGACCUGGGGCUGAAUGCAUUGUCCUCAGUGAUGUCAAUGUCGAUAGUAAAGACUAGUGAAGAUUAUCAGUUUUGUACCGUUCCCGACGAGCUGGAUGCCUCUAAUGAGAAGGAGGGUGUCUACAAAACUUACCUUCAUAUGGUCUGGGGAAACCUGCCAGAGACCCUGGCGAACAAGGGCGUGCCUAGUGUCUACUUCGUUAGGACAACACCCGGCCUCAUCACCGUCUACAGCAGCCUCUUGGAGGCAGAGAGAGAGAUGCCUUUGCAAAUUGAAUACGGACUUCUAAACGACAACGGCCUCUUUCUACUUCAACAAAUUCUGACUCACCUGUUUCAGCCUAUGGUAGCACUCAGUCUCUAUAUGCAGGCUCGAAAAGCGGACGGAGCGUCUCCUUUGACGUCCACUUCUCAAUUACCAACCAAGAAUGUCGCGACUACUAAUACCCAGUUAUCUCAAGCUCAAGUAGAAAAACAGGUCUCAGUGAUCCAGUCACUUUCGUUAGCUUUCGACUCUUCAACAUCCCAGCUAAAGGUUCCGGGCAGCAAAGUCCAACUGCCGCCCAUACGAUCCCAAAGCAAGCAGCGCAAAGGGGCGACUUCUAAGCCGAAGUCCACUGAACGAGUCGACAAAGAAUCUACCUCUGUUGCUACAUUGUCAGUCAAGAACGUGAGCAGUGCUACCAACGCUAAAUCAGACGCCUUGAUGUUCACCAGAGACGAGCUGAGCUUCAGUUUUCUCAAGUUUUUGAACACGGUCGAUGAAAUAGUGUUCCAAUUAACAAGAAAGUUAAAACUGGACAUACCACCCAUAAAGCUAACUGGCCGGCCACAUGCUGACCUGAGAGAUACUGAGACCAUGAGGAUAGUUCAUGACACUUGUCACAAGUAUCAGCACCAGGUGGAUCACCUUCUUGAGACGACCUUGGGUCUGCCAAGGUCAGGGGAUGGUCCACUGGCUGAGCUCAAGUACUGGAAGGACCGAGAUGACGUGCUGCAUAGUGUGAAUGAACAACUGGACAUGCCUAUGAUCAAAUACAUGUUGGAUCUGCACAUGCGCACUGAAGGGGAUUUCGAGUUCACCAUAAAGGACUUAAAGAAGUACGCUAUUGAGGCCAGGGACAAUGUUCGAUUUCUGUCUACCCUAGAACGUCACUUCCGGAAUCUUAAAUAUGCGCUCUCGUUCCAGUCGGUCAUAGAGACCAUUCCCGCCAUGAUGAACGCCCUGAGGAUGAUUUGGAUCAUUUCCCGCCACUACAACACUGACGAGCUGAUGGUGCCGCUGAUGGAACGCAUCGCCUGGGAACUGUGUGAGAGGGUGACCAAAGUAAUCAACGUCAGGAACUUGUUUCAAUACGACACGCACAUCAUUAAAAACAUCACAUCUGCUGCCAUCCGUACACUGGACACUUGGAAAAAAUCGUACUUCACAGUGAGGGCGAGAAUAGAGUCGUCUGGCCGAGAUGUCCGCUGGGAGUUUGACCGCUCCAAAUUGUUUGAUCGAACAGACUACAUCAGCAUAAUAUGUCAAGACCUCUACGAUAUGGCUCAGGUGAUCGAAGAAUUCAAUAAUAUCUUCAGUCAGGAACUAAAGAAUGUGACAGGUGAUCCAGAGAGAAUUGACGAGGUGUUGGAGCAGGUAUAUGAACUUGUUCAUCCGAUCUCUGAGCUUCCCUAUGACGCCUUCUCUCCUACACGAGCCACCAUGUGGCAGAUACUGAAGACCAAGUUCUACAAGCGUGUGGCCGAGAUUGAAGAUGUGGCCAAAUUGUUUAUUGAUGAAUCUUUCCAGAGCCUCAGGUCUUCAGAUGGUGCCUUUGAGUUGUUGAUUAAACUAAAAGACAUUCAGUCAAGGGAGACAAUCAACAAACGUAUGCAGUCUAAGUUCAGAAACGUCAUCCUGCAGUUCAACAAGGAGAUUGACAUCAUGAACAACCUCUUCAUGGAGCACAAGACCAACCCCCCUUUUUACAGAAACUACCCACCUGUUGCUGGGGCCAUCUUCUGGUGCCGCUCCCUGUUUCAUCGCAUCAAGUCUAGCAUCAUACGCUUCAAUACCAUGGCGGACAUGAUGUCAACGGACAUUGGGAAGAUGGCCACACAGAAAUACUUGUCUGUAGCCAAGAACAUGAGGAAAUAUGAAGAGAACUUAUUUCAUCUAUGGCAUGACCAUGCAGAAAGAUUAGUACCCCAGUUUCUGAGAGCUACCCUCUUGGUAAGGAUAAACUAUACUGUGACGGCUAGUGUUCCCGAAGGCAUUAGGAAACAUUCUAUCAGUUCCAUGCUCAACGCUCCGGCCACUAGUGCUAGGCUAGGGACUGCAAAAGGUUGUCGAACGUCUAUCCAAGAGUCCUACGAAGUUAACUUCAACAAGUCCAUCACCACCAUAAUAGCGGAGACCAAACAUCUUCUGUCUCUUAACUUCUAUGUACCAGAUGUGGCCAAGCAUUUGGCACUCGAUGAAUACAAAUUGACCACCAAUAGAUCUCAACUUCAGAUGAUGGUGAAUGGUUACAAUGGAGCCGUGCUCAGUUUGUCCACCGCUGAAUUUUUACUGAUGGAAGGACACUUGCAACGGUUAAAGAAAUUUUUAAAACCUCCUUGCCACAGGAUCAACUGGUACUCUUUGGUCAUCCAAGAUAUCAUCAGUAAAUUUAAUUCUCAACUGAAUAUAUUUAACGGGGUGGUGAAGGCGAUAGAGCGUCUCAGCAUGGACAUCCUCAACAUUCUCAACCAAAUAGAAAAUCUGCACCUUUUCAAGAUGCGAGCGCCCUUGUACGAAGGCCACAUGUACUCCUGCAAGGAAGUCUUCAACUUUGCUUUCACUCAAAGGGACAUAGACGUGGACCACGUGGCUAAGCAGGUCUCUUGUAUCGGCGUACUCAUCACCAAGAUGGAAACUACUAUAGCUGGCAGCAGUGUUCCAGAUACCCACUCACCAAACUAUAUACGCUUCUGCAGUUACUGGGAAAGGAUGAUUUUCAAGUCUAUCAAUGAGAUGGUGCUAAAAAAUCUGCGGUGGUUUAUCUAUCACUUUAAACGAGACGAGCCCUAUUUCAGCGUGGAAGCGCUGCUUGCGCCCCCUGACGUGAUACUCGUCCCCCAAAGCAACGACAUCUACAACACUGCCAUGUCCUCGGUUAGGGAUAUGGUGGCCAGGACGAAGAGGUUCAUUCGCUGGCUGCAAGGCUCGUGCACAGAGGCGCCGCCUCAGAAGGUCAAGUUUCAGGACGAGCCGUAUAUCUUCUCUUACUACACUGACAUCAUCAGCAACCAGGAAAUCUUGGAUCUCGUGGCCGAGUGCGAAGAGAUGGUGGUCAAGGCUGUAGUCAAUGUUCACAAGUACAUGUCUGUCUGGAAGAGAUACAGGCAGUUGUGGCGAGGCGACAAGGAAGAGCAACUGGACAGGUGGCUGCUGAAACCAAAGUCGGCCAUUGACUUCGACUACAGGUUUCAGUUCUACGUGAAAUCCAUUGAAGAUGUUAUGAAGAGGGAGCUGGAGAAGAAAAUUGGCUGCAUACACUUGAGUGUAGAGCAGUUGGCUGAGGCCACAGCCAAGCACGCCCAAGAGUGGAUACGUCUGCUGGGGAAGAAGUUGCACAACCAAGCUCUCACGAAGCUCAACUCUAUUUAUGAAGAAAUUACAGACAAAGCCUCUGACCUUGAUGACACCACGGACAACCUGGACGAGCUGAAGGCUGUCCUGACCACAAUCCAGAGCAUCAAGGACAAUCUUUUGAUGUGGGAGACAAGAUGGCGGGCAGUGCAAGAAGAGUACCGUACCUUGAAGAUGUAUGACAUUCCGGUACCAGAAGAAGAGCUGCAACUCCAAGCGGAUGUGCCAGUUUUUUACGAGUCGGUGUUACUAAAAGCCAAAAACAGAGACUGCCGUUUGGUCGUGGUAAAAGCCAAAUUUAAAAUGAUUACAGAGCAUCAUGUUAGUAACUUCAAGGAGGAGUGCGAGAAGUUCUACAACAGAUUCAUGGAACAAGGACCAGGAUCUGUGGGAGAAAAUUUGCAAUUAGGAGAUUCGCUGAUGCAGAAGUUUGCCCACGAGGCAGACGAGCUGGAAGAGAAGAGGCUGGAGCUGUCCAAGGCUGAGAAACUGUUUGAACUGCCCAUCACUUUACAUGAGCGACUGCUGGACGUCAAGAAACAAAUAGCCGGCUUACAGCAGGUGUACGCCCUGUACCGAGAUCUGGAUUCUGUGAAAAACAAAUGGUCUGAGACUCUUUGGGUCGACCUUGACAUUGAAUUACUCAGUAAAGGCAUUGAUGACUUCAUUAAGAACCUAAGAAAGUUGCCAAAGUCUGUGAGAACGCUGCCCCCAGCUAUAUCACUGGAUCAGGUCAUGAAACAGUUUAAGGAGUCCCUUCCUUUGAUUGUGGACCUGAAGUCCGAAGCUCUGAGAGAGCGGCACUGGAAAGAACUAAUGACUAAGACUGACCAAUACUUCGACAUGAAUCCAAAGACCUUCACCUUGGCGGGCAUUUUCAGCAUGAAACUGUACAGGUUCUCCACGCUCAUCACAGAGAUUGUUGUAGCAGCAAUUAAAGAAAUGAGUAUAGAGAAGGGCAUCAAUGACGUGGAGGAAAUGUGGAAGAAAGCCAAGUUCAUUGUCAUGCCCUUCAUCAAGGGCAACAGGAAGGCAAACGUCCUUGGCCCCAUCGAUGAAAUUUUGCAGAACCUGGACGACUGCAGCGUCAACCUCCAGAGCAUGUCCGCGUCCAGGUUCAUUGGGCCGUUCUUACAUCAAGUGCAGUCCUGGGAGAAAGCUCUGUCCAAAAUGUCGGAAGUCAUUGACGUAUGGCUCCAGGUACAGAGAAAGUGGAUGUAUCUUGAAGGUAUAUUUGGUGGCGGUGACAUCAGUAAACAGCUACCCGAGCAAGCCAAGUUCUUUGACAAGAUCGACAGACAGUUUAAAAAAAUCAUGGAGGGCACCAAUGAGAACCCAAACAUCAAGCAUGCCACGCACGUAGAGGGACGUUAUGAUGAGCUAGUGGCCCUGUCAUUGGGCCUGGAGAAAUGUCAGAAGUCUCUGAACGAUUACCUUGACUCCAAGAGGAACGCCUUCCCCAGGUUUUUCUUUAUCUCAGACGACGAACUUCUCAGUAUCCUUGGGUCAUCUGACCCGGAGUGUGUGCAGGAACACAUAAUUAAGAUGUAUGACAACAUCGCUUCCUUGAGAUUUAUCAAGAGUCCCAUCAACCCGAAGGAGCUGGUCGUGUCAGCCAUGAUCUCCGCUGAGAAAGAAGUCAUGGACUUUAGGGCACACAUCAGCACCAGCGAUAGAGUGGAGGUCUGGAUGACUUCGGUGCUGCUGGAGAUGAGGCGCACCAACCGUCUGAUUACCAAAGAGGCCAUCUUCUACUACAGCUACAAGAAAUCCAGAGCCGACUGGAUGUUGGACUAUCAAGGGAUGGUGUGUCUGGCAGCCAGCCAGGUGUGGUGGACCUGGGAAGUGGAGGACGUCUUCCGGAAGAUUCGGACUGGGCUGAAGACGGCACUUAAGGACUUCGCCUCGAAGAUGCACUCGCAGAUUGACCAGCUCGUAGUGAAGAUCCGCUCCCCACUGCCAAAGAAUGACCGCAAGAAAUACAACACAGCUUUAAUCGUAGAUGUCCACGCUAGGGACAUAGUGGAUGGUUUCGUCAGAGAUAGUAUUAUGGAUGAGAAAGAGUUUGAGUGGGAGUCCCAGCUUCGCUUCUACUGGGUCCGGGAGCCGGACGAGCUGUACAUCCGGCAGUGCACGGGCUCCUUCCUGUACGGCUACGAGUACAUGGGCCUCAACGGGCGCCUGGUCAUCACGCCCCUGACGGACCGGAUCUACCUCACACUCACCCAGGCUUUGUCCAUGAACCUGGGAGGCGCCCCCGCUGGUCCCGCCGGGACGGGGAAGACGGAGACUACCAAAGAUCUGGCCAAAGCGUUGGGGCUACUAUGUGUAGUGACCAACUGUGGCGAGGGAAUGGAUUAUAAGGCGUUUGGGAAAAUCCUGUCCGGCUUAUGUCAGUGCGGUGCCUGGGGCUGUAUGGACGAGUUUAACAGAAUCGACAUCUCUGUCUUGUCUGUCAUCUCCACGCAGCUACAGCUGAUCAAACAGGCCCUGGUGAUGAAGCUGACCCACUUUCAGUUUGAGGGUGCUGAGAUACCACUGGACCACAGGGUUGGUAUAUUUAUUACCAUGAACCCCGGAUACGCCGGACGAACGGAGCUCCCAGAAUCUGUGAAAGCACUGUUCCGGCCAGUAGUGGUCAUCGUACCUGACCUCCAACAGAUUUGUGAGAUCAUGUUGUUUUCAGAAGGUUUUCUGUUGGCCAAAAUAUUGGCCAAGAAAAUGACCGUCUUGUACAAACUGUCUAGGGAGCAGCUGUCCAAACAGUUUCACUACGACUUCGGCCUCAGGGCUUUGAAAUCUGUCCUGGUCAUGGCCGGGGAACUUAAGAGAAAUGCUCAGGAGCUGGACGAGGAUGUUGUCCUCAUGAGGGCGCUGAGAGACAUGAACUUACCAAAGUUCGUUUUUGAAGAUGUCCCGCUCUUCCUCGGUCUGAUCUCUGAUCUGUUCCCGGGACUCAACUGUCCGAGGGUACGGUAUCCGGACUUUAAUGACGCUGUAGAGCAGUCCUUGGCUGAAAAUGGGUUCAUCGUGAUCCCAGUUCAGGUUGAUAAAAUUGUACAGCUCUACGAGACCAUGAUGACCCGACACUGUACGAUGUUGGUGGGGCCGACUGGAGGAGGCAAGUCAGUGGUCCUCAAUGCGUUGGUCCAUGCACAGACCAGACUUGGAACUCCUACCAAAGUGUACAUUAUCAACCCCAAAGAAAGACCGGUCAUCGAGCUUUAUGGCGUCCUUGACCCAGUUAGCAGAGACUGGACGGAUGGGCUGCUUUCAAACAUUUUCAGGGAGAUCAACAAGCCGACUGAUCGUAAAGAGUUGCGCUACAUCGUGUACGAUGGUGACGUGGACGCCCUGUGGGUGGAGAAUAUGAAUUCUGUCAUGGAUGACAACAAGCUGCUGACUUUGUCUAACGGAGAGCGAAUCCGUCUGCAGAACUACUGCGCCAUGCUGUUUGAGGUCUUUGACCUGCAGUACGCCUCACCAGCAACAAUUUCCCGGUGCGGGAUGGUCUUCGUGGACCCCAAAAACCUGGGCUACUUUCCCUUCUGGGAGCGAUGGCGCCGCACCAGGCCCCAAGCUCAAGGGAAAAUCUUUGAAUCUCUCUACAAGAAGUAUGUACCGCUUCUGGUGGAUCUUGUGGUGGAAGGUCUCCAGGACAACCAGCCGGUGGAGAGAUUGAGGACCAUCUUGCCGCUGACAAAUCUGAAUAUGAUCCAACAAUUGACCGUGAUGCUGACUGCCACCCUGGAGGAUGUCGAUUACUCCUCCACUGAGUUGGAAGCUGUCAUGAUCCAGUCCAUGGUGUGGUCCCUGGGCGCCGCCCUAAUAGAGGACAGUAGGGUACGAUUUGACACCUUCGUCAAGUACCUGGCCAGCAUGAGCGUUAUUUACGACGCAAACAAACUAGCGGAAGCAGGUGAACUGCCAGGUAACGGGACUUUAUUCGACUACCACUUUGACCAGGGGAAGAAGAAAUGGAUCCCUUGGUCCAAACGUGUGCCAGCUUACACCCACAUUCCUGAACAGAAGUUUUAUGACAUUCUGGUGCCUACAGUGGAAACGGUGCGUGCUACGUGGCUGCUGGAGCUCAAUGUUCAAGUCAAGCGUCCCGUGGUAUUGGUUGGGGAAACAGGCACCUCCAAGACUGCCACCAUCUUGAAUUUCGUGAGAAAAUUUAAUGAAGAGACAACGAUGUUGCUAGUGAUGAACUUCUCCUCCAGGACCACCUCCCUGGAUGUCCAGAGAAACUUAGAAGCCAACAUGGAGAAAAGAACCAAGGACACUUUUGGUCCACCGUCCAACAAACGACUGAUUAUAUACAUCGAUGAAUUGAAUAUGCCCCAGGUGGACACCUACGGCACCCAGCAGCCUAUCGCCAUGCUGAAGCUUCUGCUGGACAGGGGUGGCGUCUACGACCGGGGCAAAGAGCUAGGCUGGAAGAACAUGCGCGACCUGGGCUACAUUGCAUCCAUGGGCAAGGCCGGCGGGGGCCGGAACGAGACAGACCCGAGAUUCGUGUCUCUGUUCUCAGUCUUCAACAUGACAUUUCCAGACCAGACGUCACUCCUGAAGAUCUACGUCUCCAUCCUAGAGGGGCACCUGAGACCUUUCGAGUCGGACCUUGUCAAAUACUCUGUGAAAAUCACAGAAAUGACUAUGGAAUUGUAUGCAAUCUUAAUCAAAGAGCUACCGCCCACACCUUCCAAAUUUCACUACAUUUUCAACCUGAGGGACCUUUCACGGAUCUACAAUGGCCUGUGCCUGUCCACUCCUGACCGCUUCAGUAACACCAACCAGUUUCUCAGACUGUGGAGAAACGAAUGCAUGAGAGUUAUCAGCGAUCGUUUGAUAACUGUAGAGGAUAAGCAUCUGGUUCAGGAUCACUUGCUGAGACUCAUCAAAGAGUUCUUCAAAGACUCGAACGCCGAGUACAUCGCUAGGAAUCCGAUUCUGUUCGGAGAUUUCCGCUUCGCUUUGGACGAGGAGGAGCCGAGAAUCUACGAAGAUUUACAAGACUACGAGGCCUGCAAAGCUCUCUUUCAAGAGAUCCUGGAUGAUUACAAUGAGAUUAGGUCAUCCAUGCAGGUCGUGCUUUUUGAUGACGCCCUGGAGCAUUUGACACGCAUACACAGAGUUCUGCGCAUGGACAGGGGCAACUCACUCUUGGUGGGUGUUGGGGGCAGUGGCAAGCAAAGUCUGUGUCAUCUCGCCUCGUAUGCCGCCAGGUGUGAAGUCUUUCAGAUUAUGUUGAGUCGAGGCUACAAUGAGAAUAGUUUUAGGGAAGAUUUAAAGUCCCUGUACAACAAACUGGGAGUCGAAAACAAACAAGUGGUCUUCUUGUUUACUGACCAGCAAGUGGCGGAAGAAGGUUUUCUAGAGUUAAUCAACAAUAUGCUGACUACUGGUAUGGUUCCAGCUCUGUAUGCCGAUGAAGAGAAAGAUCAACUGAUAGGCAUUAUGAGAAAAGAGGCGUCCGAUGCUGGUAAGGGGCCGGCUAAAGAGAGCAUCUGGAUGUACUUUGUAGACAAAUGUGCAAACAACCUGCACAUCGUCAUGGCCAUGUCGCCCGUGGGAGACACACUCAGGACCAGGUGCCGGAACUUUCCAGGUAUCGUCAAUAACGCCAUCAUUGAUUGGUUCUUCCCUUGGCCGGAACAAGCUUUGUACGCUGUGGCCUGCGUCAUGAUCUCACCAGAUAAUCAACUCAUCCCAGAGAACAAUCGCGAGGACAUCGUGUCUCACUGUGUCAUGGUCCACCUGAGUGUCAACGACUACAGCCAGAAGUUCCUGCAGAGGCUGAGGCGUUACAAUUUCGUGACGCCCAAGAACUACCUUGACUUCAUCAGCUGCUACCUGAGGCUGUUGAGGGAGAAGGACUUGUACAUUCUGUCUCAGUGUGAACGUCUGCAAGGGGGACUCGCUAAAAUUGCCGACGCCAGCAAGAUGUUGACGGUCCUGAACGAAAAGUUGGCCGUGCAGAGAGUGGCUGUCAGGGAAAAGACCAUCGCCUGUGAGACGCUCCUGAAGGAGAUCGCUCACUCCAGCACCGAAGCCAACGAAAUGAAGAACGCGGCACAGAUUAAGGCUCAAGAAAUCACAGAAUCCAGUAAAAUUAUCGCAGUUGAAAAGGCUGAGGCAGAGGAAGCACUACAAGAAGCUCUGCCUGCAUUGGAAGCAGCCCGCCUCGCACUGGAUGACAUUUCAAAGGCAGACAUUACAGAAGUCAGGACAUUCGCCAAGCCGGCCCCCGCCGUUCAGUGUGUUUGCGAGUGUAUCGCGGUGCUAAAAGGUUUGAAAGAGAUCUCCUGGAAGUCGGCCAAGGGCAUGAUGUCUGACCCCAGCUUUAUCCGGCAACUGAAAGAAUUGGACGUAGACAACAUCACAAGCCGUCAAAUUCAGGCGGUCAAAGUAAAACUCCAGGACAUUAACGUAACCACUCAACAGAUGAGACAGAUCUCUACGGCCGGUGAGGGACUUCUGAAGUUCGUUAAUGCCGUUAUGGGUUACUGCGCUGUGUUCCGGGAGAUCAAACCCAAACGAGAUAGAGUUGCGACCCUAGAGAAAAAUUUUUUCGAGUUGAAGCGGGGUCUGGACAAGAUUAACAAGCAAGUGGCCAAGCUGGAAGACCUGAUCAACAACCUGAACAUGAAGUACGAGAUGGCCAUGCUGGAGAGGCAGCGUCUGGAGGAGGAAACGAGGCUCAUGGAGAAGAGGCUGAUUGCUGCCGACAAACUCAUCAACGGGCUGAGCUCUGAGAACGCCAGGUGGCUAAAAGACCUGGACGAACUUAAGAAGAGACGUAAGCGAUUGCUCGGUGAUUGCAUCGUCGGCGCUGCAUUCCUCAGCUAUGUGGGUGCAUUUAGUUAUGAAUAUAGACAUGAAAUGAUGAGUCAAGUCUGGCUGAGUGACCUGAGACAGAAGGAGAUCCCACUCAGUAACCCUUACCGCAUAGAAGACCUGCUCACCACUGAUGUUGAAAUAAGCAAAUGGUCAUCCGAAGGACUGCCGCCGGACGAGCUGUCCGUGCAGAAUGGGAUAUUGACCAUGCGAGCCAGUCGGUUCCCGCUGUGUAUUGACCCUCAGCAACAAGCUUUGAACUGGAUCAAGAAACGUGAAGAGAAACAUAAUCUCAAGUGUUGUACAUUUAAUGACGAGGACUUCUUGAAACAGUUAGAGAUGUCCAUCAAAUAUGGCUUCCCAUUUCUCUUCACUGACGUAGAUGAAUACAUAGAUCCAGUUAUAGACAAUGUUCUGGAGAAGAAUAUUAAAGGAGUUCAAGGACGAGAGGUCGUCAUGCUUGGAGAUAAAGAAGUGGACUACGACAAACAUUUUCGGCUUUACCUCAACACCAAACUGUCCAACCCAAAAUUUGGUCCCAACGUGUUCGGUAAAGCCAUGGUGAUCAACUACACCGUCACCUUAAUGGGUUUGGAAGACCAACUUCUAAGCGUCAUAGUCGGAUACGAGAAAAGAGAAUUGGAGGAACAGAGAGAAAGUUUAAUACAAGAAACAAGCUUUAACAAGAAGCUGCUGUAUGAUCUUGAAGACUCCCUCCUGAGAGAGCUGGCGCAGUCAAAGGGCAACAUGCUGGACAACGAGGAUCUCGUGGAGACACUGGAGUCCACCAAAACAAAAGCAUCAGAAGUGACCUACAAACUGGACCUUGCCUCCAGAACAGCCAUUGACAUUGAAAAGACCAGAGACGGUUAUAGACCGGCUGCAAUGAGAGGCGCCAUCUUGUUCUUUGUCCUGGCGGACAUGUCCGUGGUCAACUCCAUGUAUCAGUACUCACUUGAGGCUUUCCUGGAAGUCUUUGUCUACUCUCUAAAAAGAAGUCUUCCUGACACCAUACUUAGAAAGAGAAUCAACAACAUUUUAGAAGCACUGACACUGAAUGUGUACAAUUAUGGCUGUACAGGAAUAUUUGAGAGAGAGAAGCUUUUAUUCUCUUUCCAAAUAACACUGAAGUUGGAGCAACAACAGAAACAUGUUUUCCAAGAAGAGUUGGACUUCUUUAUUAAGGGCAACACAUCACUUCAAAAAAGUGAGAUCAAAAAACCUUUCCCUUGGAUUCCGGACGUCGGCUGGGAGGACAUAAACAGGCUCUCUAUGGACUUUCCUGCUUUCGCAAACUUGAAAACAGACAUAGCGGAGAAUCAGCAAGAAUGGAAAGAGUGGUUUGAUCACGACACACCAGAAUCUCAGAAACUACCACAGUACUAUGGGAAGGCGUUGACCUCAUUUCAGAAACUCAUGCUGUUACGGUGUUUCCGGGUGGACAGAAUCUAUCGAGCCCUCAUGAACUAUGUGACACUGACCAUGGGAGAGCGCUACGUGACUCCCCCCAUCCUCAGCUUUGACAACAUCUUUGAGCAGAGCAGUCCGAUGUCUCCAAUCGUGUUCAUCCUGAGCCCAGGCUCAGACCCAGCCAGUGACCUACUCAAGUUGGCGGAGAGACAGGAUUUCCACAACUCAAAGAUCAAGUUUCUGUCCAUGGGGCAAGGACAAGAAGAGACUGCCAUCCAACUGCUGGACACCGCCAUCGCCAGAGGUCAGUGGUUGAUGCUGCAGAACUGUCAUCUGCUGGUCCGUUGGUUGAGAGACCUGGAGAAGAUUCUGGAAGGUUUGAGCAAGCCUCACCCAGACUUUAGAUUGUGGAUCACCACGGAUCCAACACCGAACUUUCCCAUCGGAAUACUACAGAGAUCUUUAAAGGUGGUGACAGAACCGCCCAAUGGCCUGAGAUUAAACAUGCGCAGUACUUACCUAAAGAUGCCCAGCACGGCCUUGACUGACUGCGAACAUCCUGCAUUCCCUCCCCUUGUCUUCGUGCUCGCUUUCUUCCAUGCUGUUGUGCAGGAAAGACGAAAGUAUGGCAAGGUUGGCUGGAAUGUGAGCUAUGACUUCAACGAGAGUGACUUCAAUACCUGUAUGAUAGUCUUAAACACCUACUUGAACCGCAUGGUAGAACAAGGGGACCCGAAGAUCCCGUGGAACACUUUGAAAUAUCUGAUUGGAGAGGUGAUGUACGGUGGACGAGCCAUUGACGACUUUGACCGAAGGAUUCUCCGCACCUACAUGGACGAAUACAUGGGCGACUUCAUAUUCGAUUCCUUCCAGCCGUUCCACUUCUACCACGACGAGACAGUCGAUUACUACAUACCUCUACCAGACGAGCCAACUAACAAAGACGAGUAUUUAGUUUACAUUGAAUCACUACCUCUUGCUAACAAGCCAGAUGUGUUUGGUUUGAAUCCCAACGCUGAGAUUGGAUACUACACCCAGGCUGCCAAAGCGAUGUGGGAACAUUUGGUGGAACUGCAGCCUCAGACAGGCAGUUCAGCUUCAGGCAUCAGUCGUGAGGAUUACAUCUCACAGAUCGCCACAGACGUACUGGAGAAACUGCCAUCAGAGUUUGACUUGGUCAAGAUUAGACGCGCUCUUGGACUAGACAUUUCCCCUACAACUGUCGUGUUGUUGCAGGAACUUGAGAGAUAUAACAAUUUGAUGGUCAGAAUGAAACGAUCUCUGGCAACUCUCAAAAGGGCUCUAGCGGGUGAGGUAGGGAUGAGCACAGAGCUGGAUGACGUGGCACGCUCCCUGUUCAACGGCCAGCUCCCGGCCAUAUGGAGGCGCUUGGCGCCCAUCACGCUCAAGUCUCUCGGAAAUUGGAUAACCCACUUUCUGAGGCGCCACAAGCAGUAUUAUCAGUGGGUGAACGACUGUGAGCCUGCGGUCAUGUGGCUAUCUGGACUCCACAUUCCUGAGUCCUAUUUGACUGCUCUGGUCCAGGCCACAUGCAGGAAAAACAGCUGGCCUUUGGACAAGUCCACUCUCUACACCACCGUGACCAAGUACACAGACCCUGAUGACGUGACUGACAGGGCAACAAGUGGCUGCUAUGUCCACGGCUUGUACCUUGAAGGGGCGGGCUGGGAUGUGGACAGGAAGUGUAUUACACGGCAGCCACCAAAGCAACUGAUACAAGAGUUACCUGUCUUGAAAAUAAUCCCCAUUGAAGCCCACAGGUUAAAAUUACAGAACACGUUCAGAACGCCUGUGUACGUGACUUCCAUGAGGCGCAACGCCAUGGGCGUCGGACUUGUUUUUGAAGCGGACUUGUUCACCAAGGAGCAUAUAUCUCACUGGGUGCUUCAAGGUCUCUGCCUCAUUCUCAACACGGACUGAUCACUCCACGCGUUUCUUUGGCGGGAAUAUAUUGUAUGGCAACCAGUGUGUAAACCAGUCGAUGAUGUCGGCCAUGUUAGCCAAAUCACGUGACUAGGGCUUAUCACGUGACUAAUUUAUAUAAUUAAUUAUUUAUGCUAAAAAAUACUAUCGUUAAUCACUGAAGUUAUUUAUAUGUUCUUUUUUUUCAAUUUCUGUUUUCUGAUCUUAGUUUCAUUUUGCUAUUAUGCCUGCAAGACCCCCCCCCUAUUUUUUUCAGACUGAUGUAAAGAUUUUAUUUUUCACAUGAACUUUAAGAAUAAAAAGAAACUGUAAAAAAUAUUGAUGUAGUUUUAAAAAUCCGAACCAUAACUACUCUUCCCCAUAACUUGCACGCAUGUGUGUUUUCAUAGGACACACUAUUUUGAUUUGUUUUUGCCUGAAGAAAAUAAUGUUUAAGUGGCUGCUGAUACCUGUGUUUUAUUCGGGUCGCUCUUCAUAGCUAUGAGGUUUGUGCCCAGUAAAAGCUGAGGGGUUAGAGUGGCUUCUGAUCGCUGGGGGUUAGAGUGGCUUCUGAUCGCUGGGGGUUAGAGUGGCUUCUGAUCGCUGGGGGUUAGAGUGGCAAUUUUUUCACUCAUGGUUGUGGGGGUUGCUGUUUUCUUUGGGCAGCUUUGAGUAAAAUGGCAACUUACAGAGACUAUACCCAGUUCUAGUACCUGAUAAGGUUUGUCAAGUUCAAGGCAUUCUUACUUUUACUUCAGAGUAACAGAAGUAACGGCACUAUAAGAUAUUCUAAUAUAAGAACUCUUACAGUAAUUUCAACUGAUGGAGGGACGUUUGGCCCCCCCUGUGUUGAUAAUGUUAUUUAUAGAUUAUAAGUAUACGGUAAAACGAUUCACAGCAUUACUUAUCAGCGCAAUGUAUGAUAUAAAUGUUUAUUAUUUUAUAUAGCUGUGAUGUUUUUUUAAAUGAAAUAUUAUUCAUAUUGUGUUAUUAUCCUUGUUGGGGGGUCAUAGAAUAAAAUGGAUUUGUGUGCAUGUUUAAAUAAGGUCGAAGUGUUUAUUCGUGCCUAUAGACAACGUAAAUGUGAAGUUUCGCUUCUCUGUGUUGUUUUAAUUAAAUAUUCUUAAC